Molecule: messenger RNA, 3233 nt
Organism: Varroa destructor (honeybee mite)
Lineage: Eukaryota; Metazoa; Arthropoda; Arachnida; Mesostigmata; Varroidae
Product: gamma-aminobutyric acid receptor subunit beta-like
Biological process (GO): monoatomic ion transmembrane transport
Cellular component (GO): membrane
Molecular function (GO): extracellular ligand-gated monoatomic ion channel activity; GABA-A receptor activity
Source: RefSeq, a predicted model, not a curated record
UGUGCGUUUUGGCUGAUCCUUUUCUUAUCAUUACUGUUCUCGUUGUUGUCUAGUUGCCCUAUACAACCUAGGGCACUUAUAGCCGACUGGUCGUUGUAGCAUCCGAUUCCGGCGAUGCUGGGUUCCUUCCAUUACUGCUACUACUGGCGGCGGUUAACAGCGAUCUGACUGGCGUUUUGGAUUGUCCUGCCAGACGGACGACUGCGCCACGAAUAGUAGGGCCUCCUUUGCUAUCCGCAGAGGGAGUGCAAUCAUUUUAAUAGUUUUGUGUUCAACGACAGUUAGUCAUUAGUGCGACGAUCACUGUGCUAGUGGUGGUAAUUCUAGUAGUACGUACUGUUGAUACGUUGAGCGGCAGGAGCUGCAAUCGCAGAAAGGGGUCGUUCGUCAGGGGAGCGGCUCGACAACGGAGAAACGAAGCUUCUACGUAGUGGGUGCAUGGUGCUGCUCGUGGUUAUGCAAAUGAAAAUGGUGGUUAGAUAAUUGUGGCUAAUGAGAUAACUAUAACAGAGAUCAGCGACAGGCCACUGGUGUGUUUUCUUUCUCUCAUAUCCUCUCCAUCUGUGCCAUUGAGGUCCUCGGUCGUUGGACUUAGUGCCCAUAUAAUACCAAAAAUUGAUUAGAUCGUCCUUUACUAUUGGCAGGCAGCUGUACGGCUGUCUUCGCUUGACAGCCCUCGUCUCAUCGCUGAGCGAUCAUGACCGCAUGAGGAUAUCUUCGAAUCCCAGCAGAACCUGAUGGUACGCCACCGCCACCGUUAGUGGAUUUGCAUCUCCCUGAUCGUUGUUGUCAUCGGCGAUGACUAGAGGGUGUCGGUUGAUAAGGCAGAUGUUGCUCGAUGACGGUGAUGCUACCACUGCACGUUCUGCAGGAGGUUGGGAUCCGCGGUCUACGCUCAGUGCUCUAGAACGAUCCCCCGCGCGAUCGCUACCUAUACCGUUACCGACGCAACAAUUCGCCAACGGUUACCGUAACUACAGCCAUUACGGCGACAGAAAUAACAGCAAUAGCUGGAUAACAAUGUGUAAUCAUCAUCUAAAUAAGACAGCUGAUAACAUGAAUAUUAAAUACAACUAUGGAAAAACGCUGAUAGAACAACAGGAGUGCUCCCCUCUAUUCACCAUAACAGCGAGGAGAUCAGGAGAAGACCAGAAGGUCGAAGGAGCAAAAACAGACCAUUUCGGAAGAGGAGAGGGCGGAGAAGCCAAAGUAGAAGGACGAAAAGACACAAAACGAGCGGCUGGCGGAGUUUCGACGACAACAGCGAUAAUUAAAAGGGACGAAGCUUUAACAUCGAUGCUUAAGCGAACCUUCGUUCCAUUUUCUAUUAUGUGCCUUGUGCUCCUUUCACAGCUUGGCCACGCGAGUCAGAUCAACCGACGGCCUGAGCAACUUGAAAACAUCACCGACAUUUUAAAGAACAUUCUCAACGGCUACGACAUUCGGUUAAGACCUAAUUUUGGGGGCAAACCUUUGCACAUAGGAAUGGAUCUGCUGAUCGCGAGUUUUGAUAGCAUCUCCGAGGUAAAUAUGGAUUACACGAUUACACUGUACCUGAACCAAUAUUGGGUAGACGAGCGAUUGGCAUUCAGUUCCGGUGAGGGCGGAAGCCAAGAGUUAACGUUGUCAGGUGAUUUUGCCGAGAAGAUCUGGGUGCCAGAUACGUUCUUCGCUAACGACAAAAAUUCAUUUCUUCAUGAUGUCACGGAAAAAAAUAAAAUGGUUCGACUCAAAUCAGACGGACACAUCACGUACGGAAUGAGGUGUAUACUAUCGGAAGAUCAUUAUGAGUCCAAAGGAAAAUAUAUGCACAGAUUUACGACAACCUUAGCCUGUAUGAUGGAUCUUCAUUAUUAUCCCCUUGACGCGCAGAAUUGCACCGUGGAGAUCGAGAGCUAUGGGUACACAGUGGACGAGGUGGUAAUGUAUUGGAAGCAGCCAACGCCCGUUCGAGGGGUGGGAUCAUCUGAAUUGCCGCAAUUCUCAAUCGUCCGUCAUGAAACGACAGAUAGAAAAGAGUCCCUUGCUACCGGGACGUAUCAGCGGCUGUCUCUAAGCUUUGAAUUGAAGCGCAACAUCGGCUACUUCAUUUUCCAGACCUACUUGCCUUCAAUCCUCAUUGUCAUGCUCUCUUGGGUCUCGUUCUGGAUCAAUCACGAGGCUACUUCUGCUCGUGUCGCGUUAGGAAUCACGACGGUGCUGACGAUGACGACGAUAAGUACUGGUGUGCGAUCAUCUUUGCCCCGAAUUUCCUACGUGAAGGCAAUAGACAUCUACCUCGUGAUGUGCUUCGUGUUCGUCUUUGCCGCGUUACUUGAAUACGCCGCCGUCAAUUACACUUACUGGGGCGCUCGAGCCAAAAAAAAGCCCAAGCGGCAGAAGAGUAAAACGCUGGAUGAAAAGUCUCCUUCACCACCGCCUCCGCCGCUCAAUGUUCCCAACGAUGCCGUUUAUCCGAACAACGAAGAGAUCAUCGAGUUGCACGACGUGCGCAUGUCGCCCAUACCUUGCAUCCGGAACCGCCGCAGAUCGUACGGAAAUAUCUCCGAAGGAGAUGGCAAAUACCCUCCGUCCUUCAGAAUCACACACAGAGGAAAUUCAUAUAAUUCCAGGGCAACUGUCGGCUAUGCCACGCGGAGACGCUUCCGUUCGGAGUAUGGUGAGCGGCGGCCACGAAUGCUGGCCAGCCUCAAGCGGCACGCUUCGAUGAUCCGUACCGCCAUACCUCGGAUCAAGGAUGUCAACAAGAUCGACAAAUACUCGCGCAUCAUUUUCCCAUUGUCGUACAUGCUCUUUAACGCCGUCUAUUGGUGCUUCUACCUGCUCUAACCCACCGCGUUCGGCUAGUAAAAGAGGGUAUCGACAAAAUAUUAUAUGCUCUAUAAAUUAUACCAUUUAAACUGACACAAACAGCUAACGAUUCCAAGGAUUAGAUUAAACAAUGGUAUGGUAAGAUAAAAAUGUAGAGGAGAAGGGGAGAGAGAGAGAGAGAGAGAGAGAGAGGGGGGGAGGGAGAACGAAUGAAGACAAAGUAAAGAGGACGCAAAAUACUAUGUAUUACAACUACAAUAUCUCGUUGUCUGCAGUUGUUGGUACAACUGCCGUACUUUUUUUGUUUACAUGCCAACUAUGUGGAUAACAAGCUACUGGAUGAAAAUGACUGAUUUACUCAGAAUAACGUAUAAUAAUGAUACAACUACUAUGUAUUUAUUAAUAAAAAAAAUAUUGAUUGA